UCAGGACAACAAUAAUACACGCGUAGGACGCCGUUGUUUCGAUCUGCGCGCGAUUCGCUCGACGUAUUCGCUGGUAUUUACUGUUACGGUACGACGCGGCGUCGUCUCUUUUUCAUCGCCAGUCGCGAUCCUCGCGAGCGAGAACUCGAUCAAGUGAACUCGAUCUCUUGCCGGUAUCGUACCGUGCCGCAAUAACGCCGUAACGAUUCAACUCGGCGACGACGCGACGUCGCGUCGUACAGAGAUCAUCCUUCAAUCAUUCUUUUAAAGAAAUUCUCUGUUUAAAACACGAAGAGCGCGAUAUUCGCUUUCUAUUUUCAUAAAUUUCUAUUCUCGUAGAUCACGCGUAGAAACGCAGAGGUGCAAUCGUGUCAACGUUCGCGGAGCGUAGUUCCAUCGCUGUGAAGUUGUCUGCGCGUUUGUCGAACGCUGGCGAUUUCAAUGCGAUAUCAGUCGCGCGCGGGUGCACGCGCGCGUGCAUGUGUUGGUACCUGUAUUUCCAUGAAAAUUAUCUGAAAUAUAAUAGAGAGCAUCAGAGCGCUUUACAAACGCUCCGGGGGGGCGGUAACGGAGGCAACGUGUCCGGGAUUAAACCGUUUUCGCGACGGUUACGUGGUGGUGCGCGGCAUCGUCCGUGACACACACAGCUCGCAGUUGAACGGACGCUAGCUCGUCGCUGUGACUGAAGCCGGCCACGACAUGUGCACCAGUCGUUUCGGGAAACCCGACGGAAGGUGGACGCGACGUCGUGCGUUUCAUCGUCGGUGCGUGCGCGCGGGAUACGCGCCAUCGUGUAAAUAUUGAACAAGUGACGUAAUUAGUUACGCGCGAGGCAUGAUAAUAAGUCUCGAGGUCGACGCAUCGUUCGACGUACCUGUCGCGAAGGAGGUGCCCGUUCCAGUUUGGACCCGUAGUUGUUAUCGGCGUGUUGUCGCCUGCCGAAUUCCCGCCGGUGGGAACUCUCGAGAUGGAGGCGGAGCAUAGACUGGAGCAGUUGAGGAAGGCGACGGACAGAAUACAAAGGGAAAUCGAAGAAGUCACUGAGAGGGAGCACGAACUGCGAAACGUGGGUAGCAUUAAAACCACAUCCCACGAAACAGUGGACUCCAAGGUGCGUCGCAUGCCUCAAGCUUUAGUCUCGGGCAAGCUGAAGAGGACAACGUCCACGCCGCAGAUCUUGGAAGCAGAUUCUGGAAGUCUGACACCACUGUCAUCAAGUUUGACGCCAAAAAUGACGAAUGGCGUGAUAUCUACGCGCACGACACCAACACCGUUGCGUUUUGCCACCGCACCGAGCCAAAGAGGCUUGAUGCACAGAUUCCUGGCUACACGAGGAAAAAUUUACAAACCAACGAACAAUGGCAACAUGAAUCCCACCGUCGCACCUACCAUCACGCUAAAUCCCUUGAGCCUCAAGGCCUUUAAUAAAACAUUGGAGAUAAAAUUAGAAGCAGACAACGAGCCAAAGAAGCCAUUGGCGAGAAAGGGAUACGUUCCUGUCGAGCAGAAGAUCCAAAAAGAGCUGGACGAUAUGAAAGUACGAGAAAAUGAAUUAAGAAUAAUGCGAUCUCGGAUGUUGGCAAAAUCCCAGCCGAAUCUACUGGAUAUAGAAAGUGAUAAUGAUUCUGAUAUUUACGAUAGCUCCAAUUCUCUCAGAAGUGGCACCUCCACUAAUACUCUGAAUGAAGAUGAAGUGGAGAGGGAACAUAAAGAAAAAGAGCGUAAGUCCAACUCGACAACGACGACCCGGCGACGUCACUGCACGCUCAUCGCACGAUGGGAGAAUAUGAUAGCCGCCAAUAGAGAAUCUAUUAAAAACAAUUACGAGAACGAUAACUAUUUCUGAACGAUAACUAUUUCAUUUGGCACCGAAUAAGAAUUUGCAGGUGACAAUUAUCUAUUCCUAUAUAUAGUCUUUAUUUUUUUGUUAUUUGUAAUUAAAUAUUUGUUAUAAAUUGGAAUAUUGCAGUAAACAAUUAUUCAUAUCAUAACAAAAGUAUUGAAUGCAUCGAGUCUGCAUUGAGCAUUUCUCUAUAUUGUUUAUAUAAUUUAUAACUGUUUAAAAAAGUGUUAAAUUUAAAGAUUUGAGAUUUAUUUGGCAGCAUUAGGAUAUAAUAUAUCUUUUUAAGAAAGUAAAUAUUUCGUUUCGUUAUUAUCGAUGAAUUCUGCAAUGUGAAUACGAUAAAUGAAUACGUAAUAUCAUAUUGAUAAAAAUAUGUUUCCACUCGUAGGCGCGCGUACGACUGAGUUUUUAUACUUAUUAAUUAGAAUAAUUUUACAAUUAUAAAGUGCUUAUAAUAAUUGUUAAAAAUCCGGUUAGUGUAGUCAAUACUUUAUUUAAAUUGAUGAUAAUUAAAGUGUUAUUGACCGAUAGUUGCAUACCUGAAAAUUUAUUUACGAUAAUAAUGAAUGUGCAAUUACUAGUUACUACAAAAUACAUGUAAGAUUCUUUUGUUAGAUCGUAGAUUCGUAGAUUAUCCUAUAUUUAUUAUAUUCCUACAUUUUGAUUAUCAUUUUGUCAUUUACUAUUACAUGUAACAAAUUGCAUUUAUUAUGUUAUUGAAGACUUAAUUUUAUGGAUAAAAUUUUGUGCAUAAAUGUUACCUUUUAUUAGAUAUUGAAUCUAUGCACGCGUAUAUUUAUUCUUAUGGUGUAGUAUUAAUUUUACAGUUUAAAAUUUUAUUCCACUUACAAGUAUCGUAUUUGUAUAGACAUAAUACUCGUGUAUUAUGUCUUAUGUAUAGAUUUGAAAGAAGAUUUGCGUUAAAUUAUAUGUUUUUAGGAAUCUGAAUUUAUAAUUAUUAUUUACGUUAAUUACUGCUUUUUAUCUUAGUGGUAAUAUAAUUUAUAAUCAGAUCAGAUACAAUUCAACAACAAAGUAAAAGACAAGAAAACAUUCUUAACGAAAAUUUUCAUAAUAUACAUGGAAUAUAUUAUUGUAUUAUAUGGGAUUAGGUAUGGGACAUAUGUGUUGUAUUAAUUACAUAAUAUACCAGGAUUUAUAUAUUCAAUAAAAUGAUUUAUGUCUUUUACAUCGGAGCGCGCAUAUACAGAGACUUUAAUUGCUAUAAACAUCGAAUACAAUGGUGAUGAGGGCAUUUCGUAAUCUCUACUGCACUACUUAACAAAUGGAGAUAUUAAAUAUCAGUGACAUACAAAUCAAUUAUUAAAAUGCAAAUACACUGCGGCAUCUUAUACCUCGAUGCAUUAAUGAGGUAUAUCGAGCGUAAUUGAAUGUUCGAAUGUAAAAUAAAUAGAAAAGAAUUAUUAUAAGGUAUCCUUUAAAUGUGAAUAAAAAGUCCAUUUUUCUAAAAGAGCCCUUUGUGUAAACUAUGUAACUAUACAAUGUAACUAUAUAAAAAUAAAUAAAAGAGAAAAGAAAAACAUCAU
Molecule: messenger RNA, 3390 nt
Organism: Ooceraea biroi (clonal raider ant)
Lineage: Eukaryota; Metazoa; Arthropoda; Insecta; Hymenoptera; Formicidae
Gene: mdu
Product: mitotic spindle positioning protein meduse
Source: RefSeq, a predicted model, not a curated record